Messenger RNA from Helianthus annuus (common sunflower), 1240 nucleotides. Its product is annotated as zinc finger CCCH domain-containing protein 14. Gene Ontology annotation, molecular function: mRNA binding; metal ion binding. The coding region runs from base 97 to 1011 and encodes 304 amino acids. NCBI's taxonomy places the organism in Eukaryota, Viridiplantae, Streptophyta, Magnoliopsida, Asterales, Asteraceae. The record is from RefSeq and is a predicted model, not a curated record. The transcript is spliced from 3 exons.
UCACAGAUCCGUUAUCCUCACUCUCGCACUUUCCCUUUGGGGUUUUUCAUCGAACACCUUUCGAAACCCUAGAAAACCUCUCGUCCUCAAUCUUCAAUGGAGUUUGGCGCCAAAAAACGAAGCCGGCCGGCCGGCACCUUCAACGGCAACACCGGAUUCAAGAAAUCUAAACAAGACAUGGAAUCGUUUCAAUCUGGUUUAGGAAGCAAAUCGAAGCCUUGCACAAAGUUUUUCAGCACUUCGGGUUGUCCAUUCGGUGAGGGAUGCCACUUUUCACAUUACAUACCCGGUGGGAUCAAAUCCGUCAAUCAAAUGACAGGUGGCAAUCCCGCAAUGGCCGCAACCAUCAGAAACCCCGUACUACCACCGUCAUUCCCAGACGGUUCAUCGCCGCCAGCUGUCAAAAGCCGGUUAUGCAACAAAUACAACACCGCAGAAGGAUGCCGGUUCGGUGACAAGUGUAACUUUGCACAUGGAGAAUGGGAGCUCGGAAAGCCAACAGUCCCGGUUCCAUCUCACUAUGAAGAUCCGCGUGCUAUGGGACCUGCACCCGGAAACCGAUUCGGCGGAGGUGGGCCCCGGAUGGAUUUUAAUCCGGCAGCCAACCAUGCAGCUGCCGUAGGCUUUGGAGCCUCUGCAACUGCGAAGGUCAGCGUUGACGGUUCACUUGCUGGACCGAUCAUUGGUAAAAACGGAGUCAACUCUAAACAAAUCUGUCGGUUGACCGGAGUUAAGCUUUCCAUAAGAGACCAUGAGUCGGACCCGAGCCUUAAAAACAUUGAGCUUGAGGGGACGUUUGACCAGAUCAAACAAGCGAGUCAGAUGGUUCGUGAGCUUAUAGUGAGCAUAAAGUCGGCUUCUGGACCACAUGCACCACAAAAGAGCUUUGGCGGAGGUUCGGCUAACUUUAAGACUAAACUGUGUGAAAACUUUGCGAAAGGGUCUUGUACGUUUGGUGAAAAGUGCCAUUUUGCACAUGGUGCCGAAGAGUUGCGCACAUCAGGGGUUUGAUGUUUUGAGUUUUGACCCGUUAUAAUUUGUUUAGAACAUGAUCUUGUUUUGCAAUCUGAGAUGUCGAGCGUUAGACGGUAAUGACUUUUUAAGGCGUUUGUUUAGGUUUCAUUUUCUUUUUACAGUUUCACUAUUAGAAGUUUGUUUUAGUUUAUUUAUUUGUACUGUGGUAUGUCUGUUGCUACAUUUGUGUCAUGAAUGAGGCAUCUCAAUUUUAGAGAAUUUUGAA